CGCAAGGCGCCGGCGUGGACGCCAGCGGCCUGUUUCGCCAGUGGCUGACGCAUUGGUCUCGGAGCAAGCACGGGAGCAUGAUCAGUUGCCUCCAGUCCCAACACGCCAAGAUGAGCAAGACGGACAGUCUGGACCGUCAGGCGUCCGAGAACAUGGCCGACUUCGCGGGAUCACUGGUGUCGCACGCGGCGUUCAGAGAGCUUCCCGAGCACCAGCGCUGCGUCACGGUGCCCGGCGGCGGCUCCGCGCUCAACUUGACCGGCGAGCAGCUGUACUUCGUGUCCCGCUGCGUCAUGUGGUCCACGGACAGCGUCUGGCGCGACUACAGCGGCGGCAAUCACGCCGCGUACCGCGCGAGGUGCGACGUGCCCGCCAUGAACCUGCCCGGCUUUGGCGAAGCCUUCAACUGUGCGCCGGGCUCCAGGAUGAACCCCGUGGAUAAAUGCGCCUUCUAGAAGGAGGCUCCGCGGGGGAUCGCGACGCCGCCCUCGACAACAAAAGUUGUAUUUGCAAAAGCCCCUAUAGAGAAAAAGUUUAUUGCGUGAUGCCGGCAAGAACAAAGAUUUCGAUGCAGUGCGAUCUUUUAUUUCUUGCGAACCACUUGCAGAGAGUGCUGUCGGUGGCAACAUUGAUUUACGAAGGUUUUUAGACCUUCUGCGCACUGCAAUGACACAGUAGAGUGCUGCAAGUGUGAAAAGAAAAAGUAAGCAUAUCGUUCUCGCGCAAAUAAAUACAACAAUGGCGCUGAUAGUUGAGUUUUGUCGAAUGCCACUUGGUGACCUUUGUGAGCAUUAUUGUUCAAGUCCCAGGCACGGUGAAAAGCCCACGCCGACGGCCGGCAAUUAGCAGGAAAACCUCGUUGGUAGAGGCAUAACACCUCGUAUCUUCUUUAUAUCUCGCUAUCCCAGAGCGUCACAGUCGACUAUCCACAAGACCCGUUUCACCACCUGAUGACCCACAUCCCACUAGCCUCCCCUCCAAAAUUAGACUGAACUUUAAUGCACGGUUAGGGCAUCGCACUUUCAGCGGAACCUCUGUAUGUGUGUGCGUUCCUUCGCUAGUCUGCACACGCUGCUUCCGCGGAUUCCCCCUUAAAUAUGACCGAACUGUGGAUAGCAGUAGCGCAUUUAUGAAUAAUAUCCAUGUAACUGGAUGUCUCCGACAAAACAUAGGGGUACUACAGAGGUAGGCUUCUACUCAAUGAUACCUUUAGUGUGGAAAAGCCAGCUUUAAUAGAAGUUGGGUUUCUGUAUACUUUUUUUUUUUGUGAUUUGUUAAUAAUAAUUUGUUAAGGUAAAAUAUUAGUGGCGUUAGAAGCUUGCCAGCGAUUAGCCGUUUUCUCCACACAUUCCUACGUGCUCUCUGACCGUGCUUGGAAACCACUCGCCCCCGUGCUCUUCCUCACACCUCGUCUCGGGUGAGUGCUCCGCCUUCCUUUAUUGAUGGCACCUCGCCCUCAUUAAUG
Molecule: messenger RNA, 1465 nt
Organism: Dermacentor andersoni
Lineage: Eukaryota; Metazoa; Arthropoda; Arachnida; Ixodida; Ixodidae
Product: neprilysin-2-like
Biological process (GO): protein processing
Cellular component (GO): plasma membrane
Molecular function (GO): metalloendopeptidase activity
Source: RefSeq, a predicted model, not a curated record